Sardina pilchardus (European sardine) is the source of this 3508-nucleotide messenger RNA. Its product is annotated as zinc finger protein 493-like. NCBI's taxonomy places the organism in Eukaryota, Metazoa, Chordata, Actinopteri, Clupeiformes, Clupeidae. Gene Ontology annotation, molecular function: DNA-binding transcription repressor activity, RNA polymerase II-specific; RNA polymerase II cis-regulatory region sequence-specific DNA binding. The coding region runs from base 108 to 3113 and encodes 1001 amino acids. Gene Ontology annotation, cellular component: nucleus; nucleoplasm. Gene Ontology annotation, biological process: regulation of transcription by RNA polymerase II. The transcript is spliced from 3 exons. The record is from RefSeq and is a predicted model, not a curated record.
GACGGAGCAACUAACUUGUCGGAGGAAGGCCGUAUGUGUCUUUAUUUUGUCUCUCUGAGUACAGGUAAUUGAAAACUGGAUGGGAUCGUCUGUGCUCUGCUAGCAACAUGGACCUCGGACUUCCAUUUAGUUCUGGCUGUGCUGAAGCACACCAGGUGGACCUGAGAGUGAUGGUGAAAGAAGAAGAUAUAAAAGAGGAGGAAUAUGAUCACAUGAUUUCAUGCCCCAAGGAAGAAGAAAAGCCCUUUGCAGAAUUUCACUGUAAAACUGAAACAGACAUCACAGAGUCACCAAGGUCAACUUACAGUGAACUGCUACAGACAACAGUGAAGGCUGAAGUGAAGAAAGAGGAAGAUGAAGAAGAGGAGGAGGAGGAAGAGCAGCAUGAACAUGUGCUGGAAAGUGUAUCUGAACACCCACACUUGAGGCAACAGAAGACCCGUGGCCAGGAUAAGGAAGGACGUCCGUGCCACAGCACUGUCUGCAGGACGAGUUUCACUUGUCUUUCUCAACCUGAGAACCGCCAGCAAACUCACUCUCCCGGUGUUUAUAAAUGGCAGAGAAUUGGCAAAAGGCGACAUAAAUGUCUCUGUUGUGGAAAGGAGUUGUCUGGAGGUAUUUCACAUCUUAAACGCCAUAUGCUCAUACACACUGGAGAGAAGCCUCAUGAAUGUGCCCAGUGUGGAAAAGCUUUUUCACAAAUUUCAACUCUUAGGCGCCAUAUGUUAACACACACUGGAGAGAAGCCUCAUGAAUGUGCCCAGUGUGGAAAAGCUUUUCCACACAUCAUUGGCCUUAAAAAACACAUGCUAAUACACACUGGAGAGAAGCCUCAUAAAUGUACCCAGUGUGGAAAAGCUUUUACACAAGUUCCACAUCUGAAAAACCAUAUGUUAAUACACACUGGAGAGAAGCCUCAUGAAUGUGCCCAGUGUGGAAAAGCUUUUACACGAAUUUCGCAUAUGAAAGCCCAUAUGUUAAUACACACUGGAGAGAAGCCUCAUGAAUGUGCCCAGUGUGGAAAAGCUUUUAUACGAAUUUCACAUAUGAAAACCCAUAUGUUAAUACACACUGGAGAGAAGCCUCAUGAAUGUGCCCAGUGUGGAGAAGCUUUUAGACACAUCAUUGGCCUUAAAAAACACAUGCUAAUACACACUGGAGAAAAGCCUCAUAAAUGUACCCAGUGUGGUAAAGCUUUUACACAAGUUCCACAUCUGAAAACCCAUAUGUUAAUACACACUGGAGUGAAGCCUCAUGAAUGUGCCCAGUGUGGAAAAGCUUUUACACGCAUCAUUAACCUUAAAAACCACAUGCUCACAGUCUGUGGAGAGAACCCUCAUAAAUGUACCCAGUGUGGAAAAGCUUUUACACAACUUUCAUAUAUGAGAGCCCAUAUGUUGAUACACACUGGAGUGAAGCCUCAUGAAUGUGCCCAGUGUGGAAAAGCUUUUACACACAUCAUUAUCCUUAAAAAACACAUGCGAAUACACACUGGAGAGAAGCCUCAUAAAUGUACCCAGUGUGGAAAAGCUUUUACACAACUUUCACAUAUGAGAGCCCAUAUGUUAAUACAUACUGGAGAGAAGCCUAAAGAAUGUGCCCAGUGUGGAAAAGCUUUUACACGCAUCCUUGGCCUUAAACAACACAUGCGAAUACACACUGGAGAGAAGCCUCAUAAAUGUACCCAGUGUGGAAAAGCUUUUACACAACUUUCACAUAUGAGAGCCCAUAUGUUAAUACACACUGGAGUGAAGCCUCAUGAAUGUGCCCAGUGUGGAAAAGCUUUUACACACAUCAUUAUCCUUAAAAAACACAUGCGAAUACACACUGGAGAGAAGCCUCAUAAAUGUACCCAGUGUGGAAAAGCUUUUACACAACUUUCACAUAUGAGAGCCCAUAUGUUAAUACAUACUGGAGAGAAGCCUAAAGAAUGUGCCCAGUGUGGAAAAGCUUUUACACGCAUCCUUGGCCUUAAACAACACAUGCGAAUACACACUGGAGAGAAGCCUCAUAAAUGUACCCAGUGUGGAAAAGCUUUUACACAACUUUCACAUAUGAGAGCCCAUAUGUUAAUACACACUGGAGUGAAGCCUCAUGAAUGUGCCCAGUGUGGGAGAGCUUUUACACACAUCAUUGGCCUUAAAAAACACAUGCGAAUACACACUGGAGAGAAGCCUCAUAAAUGUACCCAGUGUGGAAAAGCUUUUACACAACUUUCAGAUAUGAGAGCCCAUAUGUUAAUACACACUGGAGUGAAGCCUCAUGAAUGUGCCCAGUGUGGGAGAGCUUUUACACACAUCAUUAGCCUUAAAAAACACAUGCGAAUACACACUAGAGAGAAGCCUCAUAAAUGUACCCAGUGUGGAAAAGCUUUUACACAACUUUCACAUAUGAGAGCCCAUAUGUUAAUACACACUGGAGAGAAGCCUCAUGAAUGUGCCCAGUGUGGAAAAGCAUUUUCACGUAUUUCAACUCUUAGGCGCCAUAUGUUAACACACACUGGAGUGAAGCCUCAUGAAUGUGCCCAGUGUGGAAAAGCUUUUACACGCAUCAUUGGCCUUAAAAAACACAUGCUAAUACACACUGGAGAAAAGCCUCAUAAAUGUACCCAGUGUGGAAAAGCUUUUACACAAGUUCCACAUCUGAAAACCCAUAUUUUAACACACACUGGAGAGAAGCCUCAUGAAUGUGCCCAGUGUGGAAAAGCUUUUACACGCAUCAUUGGCCUUAAAAAACACAUGCUAAUACACACUGGAGAAAAGCCUCAUAAAUGUACCCAGUGUGGAAAAGCUUUUACACAAGUUCCACAUUUGAAAACCCAUAUGUUAAUACACACUGGAGAGAAGCCUCAUAAAUGUACCCAGUGUGGAAAAGCUUUUACACAACUUUCAAAUAUGAAAAAACACAUGCGAAUACAUAGUGGAGAGAAGCCUCAUAAAUUUGCUCAGUGUGGAAAAGCGUAUUCACAAAUUUCACAGUUGGAGACUCACAUGAUGACCCACACAGGGGAGAAGCCUCAUAUAUGUGCUCAGUGUGGAAGCGCUUUUCUAAGAGCGGCAGGCCUAACACGCCACACGCGUCUUUGUUUGAAACAUCGUUCAGAAUUUACUUAAAUCUUCAGAAGCAAAUGAUGGCACACCCUGCCGAACUAGGCAGGUUUUGUUUGCCCUAUGACCGCUUCAAAACCUUGCAAUAGGUAUAAUCGUACAGCUAGCGUAUUCCUGGGAAAUAUUUACCCAUCAAUCUUAGCCCUCGCUGCUGUGUGCAAACUCUGAAAGGAUCUUUUCUGUGAAAUGUAUAUGUUUUACAUAACUAUAAAAAUGCAAGAAAUUUUGUAUUUUAUUAUUAUUAUGGUUAUGAUUAUCUUGUUUUUUUCUUUCAUUAUUUAUUUAUUUAUAUUCAUUAUUCUAUUUUCCCACGUUGUUUGCCGCAAGAAGGCAUUGGUUGUACACAGAAGUGGUUUGUGAACUUGAAUUUUUGCUCAAUGUGCCCAAGUAUUGAUUGAAUU